Myxocyprinus asiaticus (Chinese sucker) is the source of this 689-nucleotide messenger RNA. Its product is annotated as astrocytic phosphoprotein PEA-15-like. The coding region runs from base 166 to 558 and encodes 130 amino acids. The transcript has 4 exons. NCBI's taxonomy places the organism in Eukaryota, Metazoa, Chordata, Actinopteri, Cypriniformes, Catostomidae. Gene Ontology annotation, biological process: regulation of apoptotic process; MAPK cascade. Gene Ontology annotation, molecular function: protein binding. The record is from RefSeq and is a predicted model, not a curated record.
AGAGAGAAAGGACGCACAAAGUUUCCGAACACACACUACAUUUGAUGGUUUGCUGAUGUUUUGACUCUGUGCUGAAGUGGACUUUGUGUUUGGACGACUGAAGCACGAAGCGGAUCACAGUCAUCACCACACCGGGAGCAUCACCAUCCCACAUCAUCACCAAUUAUGUCGGAAUUCAGCUUACUGUUGAGUGAUCUGUCUGAGAACAUCACUAAUGAAGACCUGGAGCAGCUGAAAUCAGCCUGUAAGGAGGACAUCCCUGAAGAGCAGAGUAACUCCAUCACCUCCUCCAAAGACUGGUUCAGCUACCUGGAGAAGAAUGACAAACUGGCACCAGAUAACCUCUACUACAUAGAGCACAUCUUUGAGAUCUCGCGGCGGCCUGACCUCUUGACCCGGGUCAUCGAGUACCGCACAACCGUGCUAAAGAUCUCCGAAGACGAUGAGAUAGACACCAAACUCACACGCAUCCCCUCUGCGAAGAAAUACAAGGAUAUCAUUCGUCAGCCAUCAGAAGAUGAGAUCAUCAAACUCGCUCCUCCACCGAAAAAAGCAUGAGGUCAAAGUUCAUGACCUCUGCUUCUCAUCCCUGGCACUUCAUCUUGCCCACCAUCUUCACCAAACCAUGCCCACUGCCCCUCCAACUGAACCGAAGCCAUGCAGCCAGUCAGAUCACCAAGAUGCUCUUC